UGAAACGUAAGCCAGGGAAGACGAGAAAGUUAGAAACACAGUGGGGGAGGCAAACGGUUCAGAGAAAAAAUGAAGACACCAACGCUUUCCUAUAAGAGCAUUUUCUGGACAAAUUUGCAACCUUCACUUUCAAAACCUCUGCAAUUAUUUCAUUUUUCUUCUUUCCUUUCUUCAAUUCGUUGCUCGCAGAAGAAGAAAUUGAAGCACUUGGAUCGGAAUUUCAGUCUCAUUUCAUCAAGGCAUUCAAGUCAGUGGCCUCAAUGUAUAACUCUAGACGACCGCUGGUCAGGGAACCUCCCGCAGACGGCUUCCCCCGUUGCACGCAGCAUUGAGAGCAUAUUUCUUGAUAACAAGAGUUCCAUAGAAUCUUCGAGAUGGAUGCAAGUUAAGGAUAAUUUUCUUCUUCUGGGUAAAACUCGUAUUAGUUCAAGAAGUCAAGAUGAUGUAUCAACGUCUUUCAACUGCAAUGAUGCCUCAGACUUUGAUACAUUAUUUCAUAGAUGGCUGAAGUUUACACUACUCUUUGGGUUGCUCAUGCUGCAAGGCUCUCAACAGGCAGUGGCUGGUCCAGAGUUUGCUAGUGCGUUGCAGCCAUUUCCUUAUUUGGGGGAUCUUGGUGAUAUUAGCACAGGUUUUGCUUCAGCUUUCCUGCUGAUAUUUUUCUCUGAAUUGGGGGAUAAAACAUUCUUUAUUGCGGCACUUUUAGCAGCCAGGAAUUCUGGGGCCGUUGUUUUCAUUGGAACCUUUGGUGCACUUGUGGCAAUGACUAUCGUGUCUGUUGUUCUUGGCCGGACCUUCCAUUAUGUUGAUGACAUCCUUCCAUUCAGAUUUGGUGACAUUGAUUUGCCUGUUGAUGAUAUUGCUGCAGCUUUCCUCUUGAUAUAUUUUGGAGUCACCACAUUGCUUGAUGCCGCCUCAAGUGAUGGUUUGAAGGCAGAAGAAGAACAAAAGGAGGCAGAGCUAGCGGUUUCUGAAUUUUCAGGAAAUAGUGACGGGAUCGUAGCUGCUGCUAAUACUGUCAUAAGCACUUUCCUACUGAUUUUUGUUGCUGAAUGGGGUGAUAAAUCAUUUUUCUCCACGAUAGCACUUGCUGCUGCUUCUUCACCCCUGGGAGUCAUUGGCGGAGCACUAGCAGGUCAUGCUGUUGCAACUUUGAUUGCUGUUCUGGGAGGUUCUUUACUGGGGACAUUCUUAUCAGAGAAGUGCCUUUACAGGUGGUUGGCUACAUGGGAGGUACUCUAUUCUUAGUCUUUGCGGCGGUAACAUUGAUUGAGAUAGUUAAUUAGAGAUUAGGUUUGACAAAUCUCGCAUCCAAAGUGGAAUAUGUUCGGUUAAAUUUCACUAGCCAACAACUGUAUCAUAUGGUAGAAAUGGGUUGCAUAUGGAAGAUUUCAUGAUUUUUUUUUUCCCUCUCUUACCUCUAUCGCUUGGAUGCCUUAUUAUUAUUAAGACAUCGGCAUUGCCUCGAUGCUUAUUAGGCGGCAAAAUCUAGGGAUCAAGCUUGAUGAUUUGUGUUAGAAGCUAAUACUGUGCA
Molecule: messenger RNA, 1534 nt
Organism: Macadamia integrifolia
Lineage: Eukaryota; Viridiplantae; Streptophyta; Magnoliopsida; Proteales; Proteaceae
Product: GDT1-like protein 1, chloroplastic
Exons: 12
Coding region: 70-1248 (392 amino acids)
Biological process (GO): calcium ion transmembrane transport; Golgi calcium ion transport; manganese ion transmembrane transport
Cellular component (GO): Golgi apparatus; chloroplast thylakoid membrane
Molecular function (GO): calcium ion transmembrane transporter activity; manganese ion transmembrane transporter activity
Source: RefSeq, a predicted model, not a curated record